CCCCCCCACACAACAGAAAUACUAUCCUAUACAAUCUCCAAGACCUAUACCAACUCACCCACCCUGCUUCUUCUCUCUUUAUCCUUCCCAUGGCAAGAACAUCAGAGCCUCUCAUAGUAGGAAGAGUGAUUGGAGAUGUUCUUGACUCCUUCUCUCCAACAGUGAAUAUGACAGUGACUUACAAUGACAAGAAAGUCUGCAACGGCCAUGAGCUGUUCCCUUCCAAAGUUACCUUUAAGCCCAGGGUUGAGGUUCAUGGAGGAGACAUGAGAUCCUUCUUCACACUGGUGAUGACAGACCCAGAUGUUCCUGGCCCUAGUGAUCCUUAUUUGAGGGAGCACCUUCACUGGAUCGUGACGGAUAUUCCGGGCACCACAGAUGCUACAUUUGGAAGGGAGGUGGUGUGCUAUGAGAUACCAAGGCCCAACAUAGGAAUCCACAGGUUUGUGUUUGUGCUGUUCAAGCAAAAAAGCAGGAAUACGGUGAGCUUUCCAACUUCCAGGGAUCACUUCAACACUAGAAGCUUUGCUGCGGAGAACGAGCUUGGGCUUCCUGUAGCUGCUGUCUUCUUCAAUGGCCAGAGGGAAACAGCUGCAAGAAGACGUUGAUAUAUGAAUUGAAGCCCCAGCCCCUGUCAGUACCACAUCACAAAAAAAUUAAACCCUAAGUAAUUCAAAUUGUGAUGUUGAAGCUGGCUAGUUAGGCCCCAGCAAGAGACGCUCACAAAAAUUGUGCUUUUAAUCCCUUAGGAGAAUAAUAACAGUGUAGAGACAACUGAAGAAAAGAGGCUCUUGUUUGUUUCUACUCUUUUAUUUAAUCUCAACUUUACAUAUAUAUCCUUAGAGGUUAAAAGCUAUAUGAUUG
Messenger RNA from Macadamia integrifolia, 864 nucleotides. Its product is annotated as CEN-like protein 2. Bases 90 to 608 code for a protein of 172 amino acids. Lineage: Eukaryota; Viridiplantae; Streptophyta; Magnoliopsida; Proteales; Proteaceae. Gene Ontology annotation, biological process: vegetative to reproductive phase transition of meristem; negative regulation of flower development. The record is from RefSeq and is a predicted model, not a curated record. Gene Ontology annotation, cellular component: cytoplasm; nucleus. The transcript is spliced from 4 exons.